Molecule: messenger RNA, 738 nt
Organism: Aureobasidium musti
Lineage: Eukaryota; Fungi; Ascomycota; Dothideomycetes; Dothideales; Saccotheciaceae
Source: the annotation of a GenBank genome assembly
AUGACGCUCAUUUUCGACGACCUGAUUGAGAUGAUGCGAUUCUGCAAAGGCGAUUUCGAUCGAGAAAGGAUAUUGGCUUAUGUGCACGAGAGGAACACUGUAACUCUGCAUCUCCUGCUCAGCAGCACAACCCGCGCGUUGCUGGGUAUGCUGGGCAACUUGAUCCGUAAUUUCGCCAUGCGUGUCGUCAAGACUCAGGAGAAGGUGAGGCACAGCAGCAGGACCAACGACAUUCGAGACAGCGUGGAACUGCAACAUAUGGAAGCGAUGAUGGGGCCAGAGCUGCCCUUUGACAUCAGGCUGUUCGAACAGCUCGUCGCAGAGACCGACGGCAAUGUUCGUGCAACGUACCAAGCUGCGCAGUCAUCGCCUCCACAGCGAAGCUUCUACGAGCAGGGGAUGCUCGUCGAUGCUGACAUCCCCGAAGCACUCAGUCCAGUGUUACAAAAGUUGUUUGGCGACAUAAUGCCGCGUUUGGAAAACCAGAUCGAUGGAGUGGCCAUCUACACUGCAGAUACGGCUUGGCUUGGUCUGGGCGAAGACGAAGAAGCAAACAAACGAGCAGGAAGACAGCAGUAUGAUGUGCUGCGAAAAUGUGCUAUUCCACCGAAUGCGAAGGUCAGACAGUGCAGAAGGUGUGGCAGCGUCAUUGAGAACUUGGUAGAUGGACACAUGGCGGCCUGGGUGCAAAAUGCACACAAGAUGUGUAUCUGUCUCUCACACUGGAUCGUUGCUUGA